Messenger RNA from Scleropages formosus (Asian bonytongue), 2514 nucleotides. RefSeq names its product transcriptional adaptor 3 (NGG1 homolog, yeast)-like (gene tada3l). Gene Ontology annotation, biological process: regulation of transcription by RNA polymerase II. The transcript has 9 exons. NCBI's taxonomy places the organism in Eukaryota, Metazoa, Chordata, Actinopteri, Osteoglossiformes, Osteoglossidae. The record is from RefSeq and is a predicted model, not a curated record. Gene Ontology annotation, cellular component: SAGA complex. Gene Ontology annotation, molecular function: transcription coactivator activity. The coding region runs from base 349 to 1647 and encodes 432 amino acids.
UUAUUUGUACCAGCGUGUUCGGAAGACAUUUGGUUUUUGACAUUAUUUACCUGUUAAAACAUAACAGGCAUAGCAAACAGCUGAAGAGAACUUGUUUUAAGGACAUACUGAAUGCGUAAAGCUGUCCGCGCACUCGUUGAAAGCAAACCGGCGACUGGUGCUUGGACCCCCCCCUCUCAGCACAUGGUUCAGUCCGUAAUGGACCCCGCAGUCUGAAGGCCCCUCGCUACGCCAUUGUUUUUCAGUUUCAUCUGUGUGAUUCAACAGAGCGACGGCCUCACUGAAUUCAAUCAAUUUCUGCUGAAUAAGAGUUCCCACUUCUGAGGUCAGGUGCGCUUAAAAUUAAGCAUGAGCGAACUGAAGGACUGCCCCCCGCUGAAAUACUACGAUUUCAAACCUGUUGAGCAUGUUAAGGUUUGCCCCCGCUACACUGCCGUGCUCAGUCGCUCCGACGACGACGGCAUCGGGAUCGAGGAGCUGGACACCCUGCAGCUGGAGCUUGAGACCCUGCUGUCCUCGGCCAUCCGGCGCCUUCGAGCGCUGGAGGAGCAGAGACAGAUCCUCACAGACUGGCAGGAUAAAAAAGGGGAUAAGCGUUUCCUGAAGCCAGGCAAGGAGGCGGAUCUCAUGGCCACGCCGCGGCACUCCAAGCCGAAGAAGCAGAAACUGGAUGGCAAAGGAAGCCAUGGCCCAGGACCUGGUCCUGGACGACCCAAGUCCAAGAACCUUCAGCCAAAGAUCCAGGAGUAUGAGUUUAAUGAAGAUCCACAGGAUAUCCCCCGCAAUCCCAAGAACGACACUCCCAACAGGUUUUGGGCCUCAGUGGAGCCGUAUUGUGCCGAUAUUACCAACGAGGAGAUCCGAGUGCUUGAGGAGCUGCUGAAGGUCCCAGAAGAUGAGGCAGAGUACUACAAGGUACCAGCCUUAGGAAAGCAUUACUCACAGCGCUGGGCUCAGGAAGACCUGCUAGAGGAGCAGAGAGAUGGAGCCAGAGCAAAUGAAAAGAAGAAAGGCGUGAUGGGCCCUCUCUCUGAGCUGGAUGCUAAGGAUGUGGACGCCCUGUUAAAGAAGUCAGAGUCCCAACAUGACCCACCCGAGGAUGGCUGCCCCUUUGGCCCCCUCACGCAGCGUCUCCUUCAGGCUCUGGUGGAGGAGAAUAUUAUCUCCCCUAUGGAGGACUCACCAAUUCCCGAUGUGUCAGGGAAGGAUGUGGGGAAUGAUGGUGCUAGCACGUCCCCUCGCAGUCAAGGAAAGCCUUUCAGUGUGCCUCACACACGAUCCCUGGAGAUGCGAAUCAAGGAGGAACUGGUGUCGCAGGGGCUGCUGGAUGCAGAGGAACGGCAGGGAGCAGGUGGGGACUCGGAGGACGAAGUGCUGGCUGAACUGCACAAGCGUCAAGCAGAACUUAAAGCCCUCAGUAUGCAUAAUCGCACACGCAAGCAAGAGCUGCUUCGUCUGGCCAAGGAGGAGAUGAGAAAACAGGAACUUCGACAGCGGGUUCGAGUGUCUGACAAUGAAGUGAUGGAAGCGUUCCGCCGUAUCAUGGCUGCACGGCAGAAGAAACGCACACCUACUAAGAAGGAGAAAGACCAGGCCUGGAAGGCACUGAGGGAAAGGGAGAGCAUCCUGAAAUUAUUGGAUGGGUAGAAAAGUAAGGAAGGGAUGGAAUGGGACCAGGGGGUCAGAGGGUAGAGAUGACUUUCAGGACAUGGAUAGAUUUAUGUAUAGUGCAUGGUUGUGCCCUUUCACAGUGAUUUUGUUUCUCCACACUGACUCAUCUUAGUUCAAAUGUGAUCCAGUUGUUGGGGUAAUGAUUAUAAUACUAAAGUCCAUGAAAGUUGUUUUGGUCUUUACUGUCAGUUUGUCAUUUUUAUAUUUAUGUACAAAGAUGUAUGUUUUAAUAAACAGAACUUUGUUAUAAAUAAUGUAGCGCUACUUUAUAAAAUUAGCUUAACUUUGCAUCACAUGGGUACAUAUUAUGUAGUAGGUUUGUCACUUUUCUGACUUAGGCAAUAAUGCUCAUAUGAGCAAUACUGCAGUACCAAUUGGAUAUUAAAAUUUACACGUGGUAGAGGAUGAUAGUUGAGCGUAUAUUGCAUCCACAAUAUUACAUUAAAAUAUUGAAUGAUUGUCAGGAUCUGCCGUAAAUGAAGAGUGAAAUUGUGGGGGAAGUUCCGCUUUAGAGAAGUUGGAACGAGCAUAAACCGACGUUUAUAACCUAAUUUAAAUUGGAAGGUCUUUUAUAACUGGUUUGCACAGGUUUCGGCAAAGCGUUAGUAUGAUGUGAUUGGUUACUGUUGGUACAACGUGUAAACGGCGCAGCCAAUAAAAACACGCCCUGGUUUUCAUAACGUGACAGCACUCCCUUGAGGAAUAGUAGUAACAAACUAGCAUAGAAAGUACCUGCCGCAGAAAUUAUAAAAUGAAACGGACACAACACAUUUUAAACUUUACACGUCUUUAUUAAGUUAACAUAGAUGAACAUAACAGCUGCAGAAAUUUUUUUUUAUUUUU